CUAAAUGAUUUUAUUUUGCAUUAAAUAAUGUAUUGCAGUUACUAGUAUUCGGUUGUUUCUUUCCCUAAGUUCAGUUUAUUGUUUAAUAUAUUUAAAGAACCAGAGAUAUCAUCUCCUGGCAUGAAUGAAUUCCUUCUUUUCCUUCCUUGCUAAAUCUUCCUGGAGUUGAUCCCUUACUCAAAACAGGGACUUCUGAUACUGCUUGGGUAUCACUGGUGCUUUCAUCGACUCCAUCAGCCACCAUGCCCGACAAAAGCGAUUCUCCGUUCGACCCUUCCAACCUUUCUCACCUUUUUGAGAAAUUUGAAUGCCACCUCUCUGAACAGUUAGCAAAUCAAGAAGCCCGACUUCAGAGCCAAAUUGAAGAACAGAUCCAUGCUUUGACCGCCACCUUAGAAGCACGGUUACAGAUGUCUUCCGGGAGAGAUACAGCACUCCGGGUGGGAGAACCAAGCCGCCACACUCAUUCUGGACCAUCUGUGAUGGGCUUUCCGGUUUGUCUGCCUACUAUGAAACUAGAUGUUCUCAGGUUUAGUGGUGACGACCCCCAACAAUGGAUCUUCAACAUUCAGGAGUAUUUCAAUUUUCACAAGACACCAGAAGACCAACGUUUGCAAGUUGCAGGAUUCUGUCUGGAAAAGGAGGCGUCUAAAUGGUAUCGGUGGACAAAGAGAAACAAUAUGCUCUUUGGAUGGCAUGACUUCCUCGAAAAAUUGCAACAACGAUUCAGUACCACUCACUUUGUUGACCAUCAAGCUGAGUUGGCAAAAUUAACACAAAAGGGAACCGUAAUUGACUAUCAGGCAGAAUUUGAAAGACACAUGAACAAGGUGACUGGUAUUCAAGAGUCCUUGCUCAUUUCAUUCUUCAUCGGGGGGUUACGGCCGAACUUGAAGCGAGAGUUGUUAAUUUCUGCCCCCCAAACACUUUUAGAGGCCUUCAAGUUAGCUAAAGCAUUUGAAACACGUCAUGAGGACAAUUCCGGAGAUAACCGCCCCCAAACCAAAGGAUGGGCUCUCAAGGAACCCUUCUCUUUCCAGGGACAUCCUCCGCAGGGUACCGCACCAUCUUCCACCCAUGGUAGUCGCACUACUGCUGGAACAGACAGAGGAUUGGUUCCUACGCCGUCGCCUUCCAUUCGCAAGAUGAGUGCAAUGGAGGUUCAAUCUCGCUGUGAAAAAGGACUUUGUUUUUAUUGUGAUCAGAAGUAUUCUCCGGGUCAUAAGUGUUGUAGCAAGCUACAAAUCUUGAUUGGGGCUGAUUGUGAAGAUGAGGACCCGAGUCCCAACACAUGCGUGUCCGAAGAAACCGAUGGGUUGGAAGACAUUGAAGGUGAUAUCUCCAUCUUGAACACUCUAUCAGGGCAAGGGAUCCCGAGAUCAUUGCGUAUUAUGGGUCAAGUGAGACAGAAGCCUUGUGUGGUUCUCAUCGACAGCGGGAGUACUCACAAUUUUAUAAACCAUCCAUCAUCGAGAGCCUCCAACUGCCACUCCAAGCAACCAAGCCCUUCCAAGUUUGUAUCGGUAACGGGGACACUCUAUUAUGCCAACACUACUGUCCUAACCUCAUGGUGGAGUUACAGGGUACUCAAUUUACUAUAGAUUUAAAUGUUCUUCCGAUUGCUGGUACAGAUUUAGUCUUGGGCUUCGAAUGGCUACAAGGAUUAGGAACUGUUGCCCAUGAUUAUGCCCGUCUCACUAUGAAAUUCAAACAUGAUGGGCAACUCAUCACUUUGAAGGGGGGAUCGACAUCGACCCCUCAACCCAUUUCUUUCACCCAACUUGAAGCCAUGAUCAAUUCUAAGAAUGUCGCCCAAACAUAUCUCAUGUCUCAGUUAUCUCCAACUGAGAGCUCCCUGGAAUCUGGUACACCCCUCACCGAACUUCACGCUAAUAUUUCCACCCCAUUUCAAGAGCUUCUGUUAGAAUUCUCCGAGGUGUUUUCUGCUCCACACACACCACCUCCAAAAUGCCCCUUUGAUCACCAAAUACAUCUCCUGCCAGGAACCAAACCCGUCAAUGUUCGUCCCUACCGAUACCCCCAGUUUAAAAAAAAUGAGAUGGAGAAGUUAGUGACUAAAAUGUUA
Molecule: messenger RNA, 2086 nt
Organism: Cuscuta epithymum
Lineage: Eukaryota; Viridiplantae; Streptophyta; Magnoliopsida; Solanales; Convolvulaceae
Source: the annotation of a GenBank genome assembly